CAUUGAGAAUUCACGCAAGGGAAACUCCCUUGCAUGCAGUGAUCAUGCCCCUGUCCUGUCGUGUAACGCCAUCCUAUCACCAACAGGAAAAGAGCACCCAUAACUUACCAUCUACUGCAAACUCUGUUUGAAUGACCAGCCAUGCACUCAUGAUUUCUUUACUUCGAUACCGGCCGACUGCUCGGCACUGUCCUCAACCAUUGCGCAUGCUUCAAGUUACAUGCCGACGACCCCGAGGCUCCAGCCCCGUGGUUCCCCACCGCUUCACUUCCUCCCGCCCCCUAAAACUACCUGAGUACGAAUAUGGUCCGUGGACAUCGUACUACAAUGCCUUCCGCAAGAAUGUUUAUUUUCGUAUCUUCAGCCUCAGCAUGCUGAGCGUUACGCUCCUCUACUUCGGCUCACACUUCGAGGCGGUACCCGAUGUUCAUGGACGUCGACGAUUCAUGCUUGUUUCCGAGGAUUCGAUGGAGAAACAAUGCGUAGUGAAAUAUAAGUUGUUGCGGGAGAAGCUGAAGGAGCACUUAGUAGGCAUCGAGGAUGACCGGGUUCGGAGGGUGCAUUUUGUGCUCGAGCGGCUACUAGGUGGUAAUGGACUGACGGGGAAAGGGAGGCGGUGGGAGAUUAUGAUUAUCGAGAAGAAAGGGAGGCGGUGGGAGAUUAUGAUUAUCGAGAAUGCGCAGGAAGGUAAGCGUUCUUUCCUAAUUCUAGACACUAUUUGGAUACCUUCAAUUUGCCUAGUCUCGAAGGGAUAAUCAAUAAUACAGACUAGAUUCUGCUUUCACGCAACCUCUAGCACAUAUCCUCCCAGGAAACAAAUUGAUUAUCGCCACCUCCACCAUCACUUCUCUUUCCAACACAGAACUCGCACAUCUGCUCUCCCAU
Molecule: messenger RNA, 885 nt
Organism: Hyaloscypha bicolor E
Lineage: Eukaryota; Fungi; Ascomycota; Leotiomycetes; Helotiales; Hyaloscyphaceae
Exons: 1
Coding region: 132-755 (207 amino acids)
Source: RefSeq, a predicted model, not a curated record